UAGUUCUAGGCGUUUGAACACACCCCUGUCAAAAUUGUAACAGUUGGGUGGAGGACAGCCGAAACUUAACUUGAGGAGACGGAGGCAGGGAAGUAGGCUACAAAGUAACAGUUUGGCGGAUGACAUUGAAAGCAGAAAAAGUGGAAAUGUCUUCGGGGUACAAAUCUUGGAUACUGCUUACAGGUUUUAUACUGUUCUAUGUUGCGUAUCUGUUGCUUGGAGCGCUCGUUUUCUCCACCAUCGAACGGCCGGUGGAGGACAAACUAAAAAGAGACAUACAAGUCCUGAAAGAAGAGUUUCUCAACCAAAGUUGCGUCAAUGCAACAUCACUUGAAAACUUUUUGGAGAGAGUUUUACAAGCCAAUAAAUAUGGAGUAUCUAUCCUUCCGAAUUCUUCUGCGAGUUCAAAUUGGGACUUGGCUUCCUCUUUGUUCUUCGCCAACACUUUAGUAACGACAGUCGGUAUGUAAAUAGCCUACACUUGUCUUUGUUAGACCUACAUCGUUACCGUUUUGUUUCGACUGAUCCGUAUAAGACAAAUCCAUAUAGACAUUUCUAAACAAUUUAAGUGCUAAUAUUGCAAGAUACGCAAGGAAACACUGAUUGGUUACAGAUUACAAUUACAGUUGUAGCUGGACAUUUUUUGUACUCAGUGACCAAAACAUGCCACGCAUCAAUGGGCCCGUGUGAUUUUCAGGUGGCCUUGACUCAGUAUCAGUGCGUUAGAAGUCGUUAGAGCAGGGAUGAGCAACUUGCGGCCCAAGUUUUGAAGACCCUCCGAUCCAUUUCCGCUGACUCAGUCAGCGUCUCAAUUUACAGUUGUAAUCUAGAAUAGUAGACUGACUACACUACACAAGGUGCAAUUUCGAAAUUUGGUUGUGCAUCAGCAGUUUUACUGUUGUUAUGUCAGUCACUGAUAGUCAGUCAAUUAGCCCAUGUCAGCUAACAUUUUAGUUUAACUGCCAGCUAUCUAAACUUGUUAUCAUGGUUGAAUUACUGGCCGGGGAGCCCCCAUUGAUUUUGUAAAUUAGUCUCACUCAGAUAUCAUAUUAAACACUGCAAACAUUUCUCUCCAGGCUAUGACUACAUGUGUAGAAUUGCAGGAAAGUAACUCUAAAAUAGAUGAGGAAUUAUUCUAAACCUGUUUGGAUAAAUUGCACAUAGUGUCAUCUUUAAUAUUUGACUUUCAACAUCCUAAAUAAACAGUAGUUGAUGUGUUGAAUCUGUAAACCGUUGUUCCACAUACUUUGACUUUUUACCAUCUGUGAAAAGUAAUCUGACCAUGGGUCUUGAAGUGUGUGUACCCUAUAUAGCCUUUAUGGUUAUAAUCGGACCCAUCUAUGAACAUAUUCAUGAAUAUCUUUUUGUGUACUCUAUCCUGUCUGAUUAUCCAUCAGUCUGACAUACGGUGCAUUCGGGAAGUAUUCAGACCCCUCGACUUUUUCCACAUUUUGUUACGUUACAGCCUUAUUCUAAAAUUGAUUAAAUUGUUUUUUUCCCUCAUCAAUCUACACACAAUACCCCAUAAUGACAAAGCAAAAACAGGUUUUUAGAUUUUUUUCCACAUUUAUUAAAAAUAGAAAAUGGAAAUAUCACAUUUACAUAAGUAUUCAGACCCUUUACUCAGUACUUUGUUGAAGCACCUUUGGCAGCAAUUACAGCCUUGAGUCUUCUUGGGUAUGACGCUACAAGCUUGGCACACCUGUAUUUGGGGAGUUUCUCCCAUUCUUCUUUGCAGAUCCUCUCAAGUUCUGUCAGCUUGGAUGGGGAGUGUCGCUGCACAGCUAUCUUCAGGUCUCUCCAGAGAUGUUUGAUCGGGUUCAAGUCCGGGCUCUGGCUGGGCCACUCAAGGACAUUCAGAGACUUGUCCCGAAGCCACUCCUGCAUUGUCUUGGCUGUGUUCUUAGGGUCGUUGUCCUGUUGGAAGGUGAACCUUCGCCCCAGUCUGAGGUCCUGAGCGCUCUGGAGCAGGUUUUCAUCAAGGAUCUCUCUGUACUUUGCUCUGUUCAUCUUUCCCUUGAUCCUGACUAGUCUCUCAGUCCCUGCAGCUGAAAAACAUCCCCACAGCAUGAUGCUGCCACCACCAUGCUUCACCGUAGGGAUGGUGUCAGGUUUCCUCCAGACGUGAAGCUUGGCAUUCAGGCCAAAAAGUUCAAUCUUGGUUUCAUCAGACCAGAGAAUCUUGUUUCUCAUUGUCUGAGAGACCUUUAGGUGCCAUUUGGCAAACUCCAAGUGGGCUGUCGUGCCUUUUACUGAGAAGCGGCUUCCGUCUGGCCACUCUACCAUAAAGGCCUGAUUGGUGGAGUGCUGCAGAGAUGGUUGUCCUUCUGGAAGGUUCUUCCAUUUUCACAGAGGAACUCUGGAACUCUGUCAUUGACCAUCGGGUUCUUGGUCACCUCCCUGACCAAGGCCCUUCUCCCCUGAUUGCUCAGUUUGGCCCGGCGGCCAUCUCUAGGAAGAGUUUUGGUGGUUCUAAACUUUUUCCAUUUAAGAAUGAUGGAGGCCACUGUGUUAUUGGGGACCUUCAGUGCUGCAGAAAUGUUUUGAUACCUUUCCCCUGAUCUGUGCCUCGACACAAUCAUGUCUUGGAGCUAUACGGACAAUUCCUUCGACCUCAUGGCUUGGUUUUUGCUCUGACAUGAACUGUCAAAUGUGGGACCUUAUAUAGACAGGUGUGUGCCUUUCCAAUGUCCAAUCAAUUUAAUAUACCACAGGUAGACUCCAAUCAAGUUGUAGAAACAUCUCAUAGCAAAGGGUCUGAAUACUUAUGUAAAUACUUUUAUUUUUUAUACAUUUGCAAAAAAAUCUAAAAACCUGUUUUUGCUUUGUCAUAAUGGGGUAUUGUGUGUAGAUUGAUGAAUAUUUUUUUAAAUUCAUUUUAGAAUAAGGCUGUAAUGUAACAAAAUGUGGAGAAAGUCAAGGGGUCUGAAUAUUUUAUGAAUGCACUGUACAUAUGCACACCAUAAACAAAGAAAUAAUCUGGCCACUAAGGACUUCAUAAAAUCAUUUUGAUUGAUUUGAUUGAUUGAAAGUGCUGUAUAGCAUCAUGGUGUGUGUAGGUGGAAUGGGAGGCGUGUAACUGUAGCACACCAUUUAUUAUGGAAACCCCUAAGCGGUGAUUAUUAGGAAGAGAGUGUGUAUAGUUGAGAAAAACAAAGAGAGGAAGGAAGAGAGAGACAGUGUGAGAGAGAUGAUGUUCCUGGCCACAAUUGUAUCCUAUUUGUUGCUCCGCUCCUCUCUCUCUCCCUCUACCUCUCUUAGUCUCUUCCUCCUAGGUCAGUGAAAGCGAGGGAAGUGACGUGGAGAGUCAGGGCUUAGCAGCAGAAGGCAGGGAGGAAGAGGAGUUGGAGAUGAUUGGAGGCCCAGCCUGGGCCUAAAGUGACAGUGGCAGGGGUUUUGGAGUUGUUUUUAAAAGUGGUAGGAGUCUGUUAAACAUUUUUCAGAUCUGGUGUUUAACACCAACCUGUCUGCCACCACAUCCAAUUCACUGAAUUGUUGUCAAAGUAGGCUACUAUUUCUACAUUUUUGUCAAGCCUAGUCUGUAUUAAAUUUUAUUGAAAGAGGUUAUCUACAUUUUGAAAUAUUCUCAGAAUAGUUGUUUGCAUUGUUACAGAGGUAAGAGUAUUUUUCAAUACAAUAGCCUACUUUGUGUGGGUGCAUUUAGAUUAUUUUCUCUGAAUCUUUCUCGAUCUAAUACUUGCAUUUACUGAAUUGUUGUCAAAGUGCUAUUUUUACAUUUUGUGCCACUUUGUAGGAUGGGGCAAUGCUUCAAGAAGUUUCAUGACAUGUUGUAGGCUAAAUGCAAACACUCAAGUGACAGUGUGACAUGAAUUUAUCCUACAAAUCUUAUAGGGAAAUUGUGUAUUUUAUAAAAUAGUCUCUGACCAGUUUUUGUAUCUUCUCUCUUUAUCUCUAUCUAAUACUUGUUGCAUUCACUGAAUUGUUGUCAAAGUAAGCUACUAUUUCUACAUUUUGUGUCAGGCCUGGUCUGUACUAAAUCUUAUUGAGGUAAUAGUCUUUGAAUAGAUGUUUGCAUUUUUACAUGGUUACAUAAGUAAGAAUAGUUGUCAAUCAAAUAACCUACUUUGUAUGUUACAUUAUUUAUUUUUUUUAUCGGAUGGUCACAUUUUGGAUUUUUAAAAAUAUAUAUAUUUUGAUGUAAAUCAUAUUUAUAAGUAUAAUAUAUUAUACUUGGUACAUUCCAUUUUGAGUGAGUAAAUGUCAUAACUCUGCCUGUGUGGCAUGCACGGGGGAUAUGAUCACUUGUGUAACCAGAGGGGCCUCAUUUAACGCAGUUAAUUCAUCAGGCUUAUGCCAUGUUUCAGUCAGGCCAAUCACAUCAAGUUUACGAUCAGUGAUUAGUUAAUUGACUAUGACUGCAUUGCAAGUGAGAGAUCUAACAUUUAAGUAGUCCUAUUUUGAGAUGUGAGGUAUUAUCACAAUCUCUUUCAAUAAUGACAGGAAUGGACUACACUUACUGUGCUAGAGGCAGACUCUACUAAGCUGGAAGGCUGGCUAACAGUCUGCUGCCUGGCCUGCACCCUAUCUCAUUGUGGAGCUAGAGGAGUUAGAGCCCUGUCUAUGUUGAUAGAUAAGAUGAAAGCACCCCUCCAGCUAGGAUGGACACUCGCCCUGUUUGUGGGUGAGUCCAGUGGUUUUAAAGUACUUGAGUAAAAAUUCUUAAGUCGUUUUUUAGGGUAUUUGUACUUUACUUUACUAUUUAUAAUUUUGACAACUUUUACUUCACUACAUUCCUAAAGAAAAUAAUGUAAUUUUUACUCCAUACAUUUUCCCUGACACCCAAAAGUACUUGUUACAUUUUGAAUGCUUAGCAGGACAGGAAAAUUGUCCAAUUCACACACUUCUCAAGAGAACAUCCCUGAUCAUCCCUACUGCCUCUGAUCUUGUGGACUCACUAAACACCAAUGCUUCGUUUGUAAAUUAUGUCUGAGUGUUGGCGUGUGCCCCUGGCUCUCGCUCUCUCGCUCUCUCUCUCUCUCAUAUAUAAAUAAAUACAAAUACUCUUUCUCUCCCCCCCAGGAUAUGGGCACACUACGCCCCUGUCGGACACAGGCAAAGCCUUCUCCAUCUUCUACGCCCUGCUGGGAGUGCCCUUCACCAUGCUGGUGCUCACCGCCUGUGUCCAGAGGCUCAUGCACCUGGUGACCUACGGACCCAUCGGUAUGUGCCGCCAGAGGAUCGGCCUGGACCCUCUCGCCGCCACUGCCAUCCACUUUGCCAUCCUGCUGCUGCUGGUGGUGCUGGGCUUCUUCGUGGUACCCGCCGUGGUGUUCAGCCACAUCGAGGACACCUGGUCCUUCCUGGACGCCAUAUACUUCUGCUUCAUCACACUGUGUACCAUCGGCCUGGGUGACUAUGUGCCUGGCGAGAAGCCCGGACAGAAGUUCAGAUCGCUCUAUAAGAUCUCUGUGAUGGGUGAGUCAUAAACUAGUCUGAGUGUGUUUGAUAAAAGGACGUGGCACACUGACACGGCUCAUAACACAGCUCAGACUGAUGUCAUACAUUCGGUGAUACUCAUUACCCAGUCAUUCAUGAUGUCGAGUUAGAAUAGUUUUCCCCCUUUGAAUAAAAAACAAGGAAAUAAUAGUGUGAACAGUGACGGAAUGAUUGGGUGGAGUUUGCAUCAAUGUUUUAAGCAGAGGGAUGUGCAUAGGAAGAAGUGGACUUGACAGUUUUGACCGUGUGCAGACACUUGAGUGAAGUGGGAAAUGCUCGGCCAAACACCACCUCUCAUUAGAGAAGCCAGUGUGAGACAUCCUGUCCAGCACUGAGAUAGGUAGGCCCUCUGGUGAAAUAUGGUGCUGUGUCUCUGUGAAACCGCAGAAACUUUCACACCUCGGAUGUGAGAAAUGGCGCCUCCUGAGUGCUCCUCCUCCCCUCAAGUAUUGCACUCCAGUCAAAAGGAUCCAUAACGUUUGUUUUAGUUUUUAAAUGUGCUUAUUGUAAGAUAUUUGAAGAUGAGAGGACAGGACACCUCUGCUGUACAUUGUGCUCAAUGUCUAGACUUCUUGUAGGCCUUAAUGUCAGAAGAUAUUAGUCAGAAAGAUGACUCGGGAUGACUUUACCGAUAACCUGGUUCAGCCGAUGAAAGAAAAUGGAUGCAUUCCUUAUCCCUGUAUUGACCCUAGAUAUGUAAUUCUGAUACUGCUAAUAUGCAAUACGGUUGAUCAUUUGAGUAUAUUUGUACAUUUGUAGAAGUCUGAGGAGGCCCCCUUGUGGUUUUCAGGAGGAAACGGUGUCGCUCCACUGCCCCAUCCAUGUAUCUCACAAUGUCUGUGAUUGUUUGGUAUACUGGAUGGGUGAAUUUUAAUUGGUCUUCUUGUUUUGGGAAGAGUGCAUUGUGUGGUGUGAUUGCUCUCAACUUAAGGGCAUGUGGCAGUAGGGAGUCAAGGAUACCAUACCACACCACCAUCUACCCCACUUGUACUUGGAGGGAUUUCAUAUUGUCACAUGACAUAUUGUCAUAUGACAUUUUAUCAGAGUCAUGCUCUUAGUUUUUAAGGUAUAAUUGAAUUACUGGAAUUACCAUUUUAUUAUCUCUCAAAAUAACCUGACUGUUUAGAGCCUAGGGGUGUUUGUUGUACUCUGCGGUCAUUGUGGUGGCUGGCUCUGUGGCGUUGUCUCAGGGUCCACACUGUGCUUCAAUGCGCAACUUGUUGUCUUGUUUUAGGGCCCUGUGUUUUGGUUGAUCAUGUCACAUGACCUGGAUUUGAACUUUUAUUUCAAGCUUGUUCAUCACACUUUUCCGUUUUUUUCUUUUCAUGUCAUAUGGUCCAGCACCAUCCUCAGACAAUUGCGAAAUGUUUUUGUCAUUCUCAUUAAAGUUUCAAAUCUAGGUGAUGUGACAUGAUCAACCAAAACACAGGGCCCUAACUAUGUAGGCCAGAUCCCCCAGAUUAUUAACCUGAUUGGUUGUUCUCGUUUCCUCGUAGGAUUAGCAACUACUGGAAAAUAGGUUGUUUUGCUCAUAUCGGAAUACCCUUUUCCUAUCAAAAAAGACCCCACAACAUGGUAUGAAAGAAUUUAAGUCACAAGGGAGGUGUAAGUCUACUCUGCUUAUUGACCUGCACUGAAACAACUGUUGAAACAAAUGAACCAUGAAAUGGCAUAAAAGCAUAACUGUAUUGUGAGGAACCCUGUUGAAUAGUUGGCCUUCUUGUCCAGCAGGAGUACACCACGAGCACACCAGUGUGGUGAGUUUGUGCUUUUGUGAGACAAGUGACCAUGUCCAUGUAUAAUGUUUCUUCCCACAGCGUAUGCUUGCUCAUGGAGCUGAUGUUGAAAAUUAAUGUUGUGCUCUCUGCCCUCUGCAGUGUACCUGUUUGUAGGGCUGAUGAUGAUGUACUUGGUCCUACGUGCCUUCCACCGGAUGGCCGACCUGCAUGGCCUGACUUCUUUCUUCCAGCUCCCCCACUGUGACGAGGAUAUAGAGGAGGACAAGGAGCCCAUCAUCGAGGCCGGCCCUGAGGACCAGCAUGAGGCAGAGGCCUCGGCCAAGCCCCUGGAUCCGGCCUCCCAGACCUCCUAUAACACCAUCAACCGAUAAGGACUCACUCCACUCUGACCCGUUCUCCUUUACAUCAGUCAGGUCAAACAGCUAAACAACUGUCACUGUUUUACAGCAACACAGGGAUGAGUUUAAAACCAGACCCUACAUAGGCACCAAAGACUAUCUUUACUGCUGUGAGGCAACUCACGGCUCAGGUCAGACCUUCCUGCAACGACAGCUCAACUAAACCAAAAACUCUACAGAUGCACCAUUGCACCCAGUUGACACUUGGCAAGGGUUGUUCGUCAAGGUGGGAAAAGGUUGUUGUUCCAUAACCCGCAGAGAACACUUCUGGUUGGGACUGAUUCUGAUUAUUUAUAACUUUUUUGUUGUUGUUUCAGACCAAAAAAUAUAUACGUUUAUCAUAUACCGAUAUUUUCUUGUGGAUGUAUUUUAAUGUACCCUUUUGUGGUUUUAGGUCAGGGUUGAUCAAGGAAGGUCAUAUAGAAAUAUCUGAUAUUUCAAAACUAAACAAUCUCAUUAUAGUAGCCAUCUUUGAAAGAGUUUGUUGCCACUCCCCAGUAACUAUGUGAAAAAGCCAUUGCUUGAGACUUUGUCUUGAGUCAUAUGAUGGAGCACAUUCCCAGGACUAGCAUGGGCCUUCCCAACUUCGUUUGGCUUUGUUUUUGCCUGUGGUGUAACAUGAUCAAGUGUUUCAAAUAAAUUAUAAGUAUAUCAUCUGACGGAUAACAAAUUUAGGGAACAAAAGGAUUGAAAAUAAAAACCAAGUAUCUGUGUUCUGAUGUGUAGUUGUCAAUUGUUCAACUUUAGGAAGUGUCAUUCCUGUCAUUGUGAAAACUGUGACAGAGUAUGUACUUUAGCAUGUAUGAAAUUUGUCAGUUGCUACAUACAUUGAUAAUGUAAUAACUGCCAAUAAUGUAAUAACUUUUGCAUUUAUAAUGUAAUAAAUGCUGCUAAUGUAAUAAAUUGCUAAUAAUGUUUAUAACGCUAAUAAUGUUUUUGUGCAUAAUGUAAUAAUUAUUACAUUAUGCGUUGAUUAUUACAUUAUGAAGUGGGUAACUUAUGAAUGUUAAUCAUUUUAGCCAAUGUAAUAACAAAAUUACUUGUGUUUGUUCAUGCAUAUCAAGUGUCAUGCUUCA
Messenger RNA from Coregonus sp. 'balchen', 8670 nucleotides. Lineage: Eukaryota; Metazoa; Chordata; Actinopteri; Salmoniformes; Salmonidae. The record is from the annotation of a GenBank genome assembly.